AUGGCGAGCGGACAAGAGGAAUUCAGUGUGAGGGCCGGCCAAAUCGUGGGACAAGCACAAGUGAAGAGGGAAGACAAGACCAACUCUGCUCAAGCUUCAGGCUUUUUCCAGGAGAAAGGUGAGAAAGUGAAGAACAUGGCACAUGGAGCAUCAGAGGCAGUGAAGAACACAUUAGGAAUGAAGAAUGACAACAAUGAUUAUUAUAAGAACAAGAACCCUUUGGACAGGAAGAACCCUAACAACACAACCUGUCCAAGCAUGCCUGGUCAUCCUCCUUCCGAUAUUUAA
Molecule: messenger RNA, 288 nt
Organism: Arabis nemorensis
Lineage: Eukaryota; Viridiplantae; Streptophyta; Magnoliopsida; Brassicales; Brassicaceae
Source: the annotation of a GenBank genome assembly